AUGGCGUACAACCAUCGGAUGAGCAUGGCUGGCUCCCAGCAGCCCCACAAUCGGUCUCGCAAGAAGGAAGACGACAAUGACGCAUUGAUGCGACUGCCCGAUAAAGAGAUCGCAGGAUGUAUCAACGAUAUUGGAAUUCCUUUCACCGCGGCCGACUUGAUCAAGCCCAACGCCCAACAGAUCCAGAUGGUGUUCGAAUGGUUCGCAGAGCUUCUCAUGAACAUUACACGCGAGACGGUCGAGCCGGCGAUGCAUGCGGCCGCCGAGGAUCUUUGCGGAGACUACCCCGACAUCGUCCCAAAUGACACACGCAACCUGAUGGGAUUCUUCAUGAGCAUUCGGACACUAUUAGCAGAGUGCGGCGUCAAUGACUUCGCCUUCACCGAUCUAACGAAACCAACCCACGAUCGACUCGUCAAAAUCUUCUCCUACCUGAUCAACUUUGUUCGUUUCCGCGAGUCCCAAACCCCCGUUAUCGACGAACAUUUCAACAAGACCGAGAAAACCAAGGCGCGCAUUGAUCAGCUCAUGGCAGAGAACCAAGAGAUGGAGCUACGCCUGGCCGAAAUGCGACGAGGUCAACAGGCUAACGAGAUUCAAGUCCGAGAGAAAGUGGCCCGAAAUGAUGAGCUCAAAGCACGGCUUUUAGAACUAGGGCGUGAGCAGUCGCGGGUAGCGGAGACACUCGACCGAGUCAAGAGCGAGAGGGCGCGGCGCCAGCAGCAAUUGGAGGAGAAGACAGAAAGAACAGUACGGAGUCGCCAAGAAGCAGAAAAGCUACGACCCUAUGUGCUCGAGUCACCGGCUACUCUGCAGUCUUCCCUGUCCGAGCUGGCUGAGAAUUUGAUGCGUGAAAAAGCCCAAAUUGACGCGAUGGAACGGCGCGCACGGGCUCUCCAGACAUCUUCGGAUACCUUCACUGUGGUUUCCAAUGACGUGCAAGCAUGCGUCAAACUUCUUGAGGAUAUUUCCACCGAACUACAGAAAGAGGAUGAAGAAGAAGCUCGCGCUGCGCGCAACAAAGACGCUAUUUCGGAUAAGGGAAACACCGUGCGCGAGGUCGAGCAGACGGAGAAGCUCCUGCAGCGGCAAUUACUUCGUUGGCAGGAACGAAUCGAGGCGCUCCGCAAAACGGCACAGGAAAAGGCAGAGGUCGCACAGAUUCGGAUGGAGGAGCUCCGCCAGGUCCAGAAACAGCUUCGAGAAGAGCGUGCAGAGAAGCAGCGUGAUAUGGAACGUAGGCGUAUCCGUAUUGAGCAGACGGAGAAGAAGAUGGUCGAUCUCAAGGAGAACAUCGAGAGCGAGGUUCAAGCGGCCCACGACCAGUAUCUCAAGCUGGAGUCACACAUCAAGCUCUACAUCACCGAGAUGGAGAAGUCGCUAGGAUGA
This is a messenger RNA of Penicillium canariense, 1389 nucleotides long. It is a transcript of the gene nuf2, whose product is annotated as kinetochore-associated Ndc80 complex subunit NUF2. The transcript is spliced from 4 exons. Gene Ontology annotation, molecular function: protein-containing complex binding. Gene Ontology annotation, biological process: kinetochore organization; attachment of mitotic spindle microtubules to kinetochore; meiotic chromosome segregation. Gene Ontology annotation, cellular component: kinetochore; Ndc80 complex. NCBI's taxonomy places the organism in Eukaryota, Fungi, Ascomycota, Eurotiomycetes, Eurotiales, Aspergillaceae. The record is from RefSeq and is a predicted model, not a curated record. The coding region runs from base 1 to 1389 and encodes 462 amino acids.